CGCUAAGUCUUUACACAGGAGAAACCCUGACAACUAGCGUGCAGACAACGAAAGAUGUUAGCUAUUGCUGUGACGCUCGCACUCUUUGCGACCCAAUCUGUCGCUGUACGGGAUGACCAGGAUGUGCAUCCGAGGAAGCGAGAUCUUGCGGCGGAUUUGACUGGUCGUACAGUCAGACUUCAAGGAGGCAACAGCACCUACGGACGUGUGGAGGUUUUUCACGACGGUGUUUGGGGCACAGUCUGUGACGACCAGUUUGACGUGGAUGACGGAAAAGUUGUGUGUCGGCAACUGGGCUUGUCGGGUGUCGUACAAGUCUACCAUCAAGCAACGUUCGGCGAAGGGACAGGACCGAUUUGGCUGGACAACGUGGACUGCAAAGGUGACGAACUGAGGAUCGAGUCCUGCGGUCACAACGGUUGGAACGUCACCGACUGUAAACAUGAGGAGGACGCUGGAGUGGCAUGCCAAGAUUCUCCGACCGAGCUCCAGCUGCUGGAGUUGAUGAAUGAACAGGCGUUCCACAUCAUUCAGCAGUCCAAGUUCAUCAAGCAGCGACAACAGACCAUCGAUCAGCUUCAACAAACAUUGGAAUCUCUGAGGAAUGCAGUUCAACCAGUACAACUGUAUGACAACAUCCAACAGACUGAAAUCGGACAGCUGUCGCAGGAGUUCGACGGAAACAUGCUGCAGCUGUCGGAUCUAAAAGAAGUGUCAACCGUUUCAAUUCGCCUGGCGGGAGCUGACUCGAACGAACUCCAGGGUCGCGUGGAGGUGUUCUACGACGGGCAAUGGGGGACGAUAUGUGACGAUAGCUGGGGGAUUGAAGAAGCCAACGUAGUCUGUCGCCAGCUUGGUUUCCCGCAAGCUAAGGAGGCGACCACAAGUGCAUCGUCUAGAGACGCUGGGAACGGUACCAUCUGGCUGGAUGACGUGAACUGCCUCGGGAACGAGACGUCGCUGUCCCAGUGCGCUCAUAGGGACUGGGGGGACCACAACUGUAAACAUGAGGAGGACGCAGGAGUCGUCUGCUACGACUGGAAAGCUGGCUUCUCAGCAAGUCUCAGCAGCAGGAUUGGCACGUCAGAGACCGACAUCAUCUUCAACGUCAUCGACGCCAACAUUGGCGACCACUAUGACCAGACCACCGGGACGUUCAGGGCUCCGCUCGACGGAUAUUACAUGUUUUUCUUCAAUGGUUACUCAUACUCUACUAAUGAAAUGUACAUUGAUCUCAUGAUAAAUGACUCAGUGUAUAAGGAUCAAUGGGUGUACGAUAACGGCAGUGGUCGCGAUAGCUAUGACGCUGCUAGUAACAGCAUCAUUUUACGCCUCAAUAUGGGGGACGAAGUUAAACUUAGGCUGCAUAGUGGCUACUACCUGAACGGUGGUGUUCAAACUUCGUUCUCUGGAUUUCUGUUGUCUGCCGUUUAGGCCCAAUCUUCUUGAGGACGUUUAAGAUCGAAGAUGCUAUGUACAUUUGUGUUCAUGAAAAUGGCAUCUGACAUAUGUCCCGGAAAGUAAACCAUUGCAAGAUUUCUG
Messenger RNA from Branchiostoma floridae (Florida lancelet), 1542 nucleotides. RefSeq names its product scavenger receptor cysteine-rich type 1 protein M130-like. The transcript is spliced from 9 exons. Bases 55 to 1434 code for a protein of 459 amino acids. Gene Ontology annotation, cellular component: membrane. NCBI's taxonomy places the organism in Eukaryota, Metazoa, Chordata, Leptocardii, Amphioxiformes, Branchiostomatidae. The record is from RefSeq and is a predicted model, not a curated record. Gene Ontology annotation, molecular function: protein binding.